Caenorhabditis angaria is the source of this 276-nucleotide messenger RNA. The record is from the annotation of a GenBank genome assembly. NCBI's taxonomy places the organism in Eukaryota, Metazoa, Nematoda, Chromadorea, Rhabditida, Rhabditidae.
AUGUUGUUCAACAUUAAAUCUCUCUUGGUUUUGGUUCUUUCAGUCGCAUUUUCAGUGGCUUUUGUUCUUCAAGAUCUUCCAUUGGAACGUUUCGAGAGAAGCAGUAGUUUCGAAUUGUCGCCGGCCAACUCGUUUGAACGACAAAAUCGAGCAAAUAUGUUGUUCCGUCCGUAUUUGGGUCAAUAUGCAAAGUGAGUUCUGCUAACUUUUAAAACUUAAAAUUUGGAAACUUCAUUGGUUUUUUUCAGAUAUCUUCAACACAUUCAACAGCAAUAA